This is a messenger RNA of Carassius auratus (goldfish), 228 nucleotides long. Its product is annotated as guanine nucleotide-binding protein G(I)/G(S)/G(O) subunit gamma-8. Gene Ontology annotation, cellular component: heterotrimeric G-protein complex. The record is from RefSeq and is a predicted model, not a curated record. Gene Ontology annotation, molecular function: G-protein beta-subunit binding. The transcript is spliced from 3 exons. Gene Ontology annotation, biological process: G protein-coupled receptor signaling pathway. NCBI's taxonomy places the organism in Eukaryota, Metazoa, Chordata, Actinopteri, Cypriniformes, Cyprinidae. Bases 16 to 228 code for a protein of 70 amino acids.
AAAGUUGCAAGCAGAAUGUCUAAUAACAUGGCAAAGAUUGCAGAUGCAAGAAAAACAGUGGAACAACUGAAACUGGAGGUUAAUAUUGACAGGAUGAUGGUAUCUAAAGCGGCAGCUGAGCUGAUGGCUUACUGUGAGUCCCAUGCAAAAGAGGACCCCUUGGUGACCCCCGUACCAUCCUCAGAAAACCCUUUCAGAGAGAAAAAGAUAUUCUGUACAGUUUUGUAG